AGUACGACUUGUGUAUUCAAAUGAUUAGAUUGCGUCUUAAAAAAUGGAUUCAAAAAGUAAAAUGCAAAAGUCAGAUCCAUCAAGUCCGAGGAGAUACGCUAGAAAAAUAAUUUUAAUAGCAGUUAUAAUCUUAAGUACAAUUACGAUAGCUUUCUCAUAUUUAAUAUACAAUGAGAUAAAGAAAGCACCUGUAAAAGCAAAAAUGGAAUGUUAUGUAAGCUACUUGACAGCAAAUAGUUUAAUAGAUGAGUCAUUUAAUUCAUUUGGACAAUUUUUUGGUGAUGCUGAGCUGUGUGAAACCAUUAUUGAAAAUAAAAUUGAUGACAUUGAGUCUACAACAAAGACCAGGUUGAAUGACAUAGCAGGACAUCGAGCUUACACGAUUUGCAUCAUAAAAACAUUGAAAAAUGACUCAAAUUUUAUUAAUAAAAUUUUAAUGUUGGAAGUCCUCGAGUACACGCGUAUAUCAUGGAAAUUUUGGAAAUACUUCGAACGUAAUUCCCGCUACAAAAAUCUCGAGCAUCAAUUAAGCUUUCAAGAAUCUUACGCUAUUAAUUACUGUCAAGGAAACCAUAAUCAAAAUGAAAUUGACGGUAGUGGAUUUGGAAAUGUUGUUGAUGAUGAUGCUGAAGAUGAAAAUGAAGAAGUUCCAAGAAAACCACAUUCUAGUGAAUAUAAUAGCAAUGAUAUGUACUUUGAUGACGAUUAGCUGUAAAAUAUUUCUCAAUAAAUCUGUUAUCAAAUGUGCCGCAAACGCAUGACUCACUGAACAUUGUAACCUUCAACGAAUAAAAUUUCGGUUC
Chironomus riparius is the source of this 803-nucleotide messenger RNA. The record is from the annotation of a GenBank genome assembly. Lineage: Eukaryota; Metazoa; Arthropoda; Insecta; Diptera; Chironomidae.